Molecule: messenger RNA, 1281 nt
Organism: Galeopterus variegatus (Sunda flying lemur)
Lineage: Eukaryota; Metazoa; Chordata; Mammalia; Dermoptera; Cynocephalidae
Gene: RELT
Product: RELT tumor necrosis factor receptor
Exons: 10
Coding region: 1-1281 (426 amino acids)
Biological process (GO): apoptotic process; amelogenesis
Molecular function (GO): protein binding
Source: RefSeq, a predicted model, not a curated record
AUGAAGCUGAGCCCGUUGUGCUGGCCCCUGUCCUGCCUCCUUGUGCUGCUGCUCUGGCCUCUGGCCACUUCAGCAUCAACGACCCCUUGGCAGUGCCCACCCGGAGAGGAGCCCAACCUGGACCCGGGGCAGAGCACAUUAUGCAGGUCCUGCCCCCUGGGCACCUUCUCAGCCUCAUGGGGCUCCAGCCCGUGCCAGCCCCAUACCCGCUGCAGCCUUCAAAGGAGGCUGGAGGCCCAAGUGGGCACAGCGACUCAAGAUACAUUAUGUGGAAGAUGUCAGUCUGGGUGGUUUGGCCCUUUGGAGGUACCCCAUGUUCCAUGUCAGCUGUGUUCCUGGGCACCUCUGGGUACUCAUGGCUGUGACACGUGGGGGCGGCGGGCCCGACGUGGCGUGGAGGUGGCAGCAGGGGCCAGCGGCCGUGGGGAGACGCGGCAGCUUGGGAACGGCACGCGGGCGGGCGGCCCUGAGGAGACGGCUGCGCAGUACGCGGUUAUUGCCAUCGUGCCCGUCUUCUGCCUCAUGGGGCUGCUGGGCAUCCUAGUGUGUAACCUGCUCAAGCGGAAGGGCUACCACUGCACGGCCCACAAGGAGGUCGGGCCUGGCCCUGGAGGUGGAGGCAGCGGGAUCAACCCCGCCUACCGGGCUGAUGACGCCAAUGAAGAUACCAUAGGGGUCCUGGUGCGUCUGAUCACAGAGAAGAAAGAGAACGCGGCGGCCCUGGAGGAGCUGCUGAAAGAGUAUCACAGCAAACAGCUGGUGCAGACAAACUACCGGCCUGUGCCCAGGCUGCCACCGGCCCCCCCAAGAAUGCCACACAUCUGCCCACAUGGCCACCACCUCCACACUGUGCAGGGCCUGGCCUCACUCUCUGGCUCCUGCUGCUCCCGUUGUAGCCAGAAGAAGUGGCCUGAGGUGCUGCUGUCCCCUGAGGCUGCAGCUGCCACCACUCCUACUCCCAGCCUCCUCCCCAACUUGGCCAGGGCUCCCAAGGCAGGACGCCAGGGCGAGAUCACCAUCUUGUCUGUGGGCAGGUUCCGUGUGGCUCGAAUUCCCGAGCAGCGGGCAAGUUCAGCAGCAUCUGAGGUGAGGACCAUAACAGAGGCCACGCCUUCAGGGAGUGAUCCCCCCAACUCCCCACAACCUGGCCUCCCCCCUGAGCAGCGGGCACUGCUGGGAAGUGGUGGAAGCCAUACGAAGUGGCUGAAGCCCCCAGCAGAGAACAAGGCUGAGGAGAACCGCUAUGUGGUCCGGUUAAGUGAGAGCAACCUGGUCAUCUGA